Molecule: messenger RNA, 617 nt
Organism: Odobenus rosmarus divergens (Pacific walrus)
Lineage: Eukaryota; Metazoa; Chordata; Mammalia; Carnivora; Odobenidae
Gene: CD99
Product: CD99 molecule
Exons: 9
Coding region: 1-531 (176 amino acids)
Biological process (GO): T cell extravasation; positive regulation of neutrophil extravasation; homotypic cell-cell adhesion
Source: RefSeq, a predicted model, not a curated record
AUGGCUCGCCGGGCCGCCCUCGCGCUGCUGCUGGUCGGCCUGCUCAGCACCCUGGUGCCCGCCUGGGCCAAGAAUGUGCCCCCGGGGCUGGGCGACCGCCGUGCCGUGUGUUUACCGACAGACGACGACAAGAAGUCCACGCCAUCCCCCAAGAGACCCAGCUCUGACGACCCAGUGCCACCUAAACCACCCAAACCGAAGCCUCAUCCGAACCCCAACCAGCCUGGAUCUUCUGGGGGUUUUUCAGAUUCCGAUCUCAUCGAUGGAGCUUCAGAUGGAGGAGGUGGUGGCGGUGGUGAUGGAGGAAGCCAAAAGCCUGAUGGGGGUGCGCAGGCUGACUCCCCUGGGGUAGUCCCUGGCAUCAUCGGGGCCGUUGUGGUGGCCGUGGCCGGAGCCAUCUCUAGCUUUAUCGCCUACCAGAAGAAAAAGUUUUGCUUCAAAGAAAAUGCCGACCAAGGUGAGGCCAGCACCAAGAACCAGCAGAGCACCAGCGCCGACCAACCAGUUCAGUGGAGUCUUCUGGAAAAGUAGAAGCUUGACUGCAAAUGCAAAUCCUCGACGUGCCCAGCAGGAGGACAAGACUCGCCUGCUGCAUCUUCCCAAGAAACACGUGCACC